CUCCCCUCACCCCGCCCCCUCCCGGGCGGCCGCGGAGCGUGGGGGCGGGGCUGUGGGCGGGGGGCGGGGCCGCGGGCGGGGGCGGCCUGGCGCUGCAGGCUGGGCGCCGCGGCGGAGCUGCUGGUGGACCUGCGGCGGGCUCGGGCGCGGAGCGGGAGCGCGCGGCGCGGAGCAACCCGGAGCCGCGCGGGCAGAGACGAGCCGGCGGGUGGCGGAGGCUCCCAGCCCAGCCGGUGCAGGGCCUCUGGCCGAGCGGCGGCCGAACGGGGCCUCGGGGAGCCCGCUGCGGCGGGUGGCAGGAGGAAGCGGCAGCGGCGCGUCCCUGGAGGAGCGCGCCAUGGCGGGCGGGCCCCCCAAGGCCCUGCCGUCCACGGGGCCCCAGUCCCUGCGCGACAUGCCGCACCCGCUGGCCGGCUCCAGUAGCGAGGAGGCCGUGGGUGGCGACAGCACGCCCAGCCCGGACCUGCUGAUGGGCCGCAGCUUUGGUGACAAGGAUCUUAUUUUGCCCAAUGGUGGAACUCCAGUAGGCACUUCCAGCCCAGCUUCUUCAUCUUCCCUCCUCAACAGACUCCAACUUGACGAUGACAUCGAUGGUGAGACCCGAGAUCUCUUUGUCACAGUUGACGAUCCCAAGAAGCAUGUGUGUACGAUGGAGACCUACAUCACGUAUAGGAUCACCACCAAAAGUACUCGGGUGGAAUUUGACCUGCCGGAAUAUUCUGUUCGACGAAGAUACCAGGAUUUCGACUGGUUGAGGAACAAACUGGAAGAAUCCCAGCCCACUCAUCUCAUUCCCCCGCUGCCUGAGAAGUUUGUGGUGAAAGGUGUUGUGGAUCGUUUUUCAGAAGAGUUUGUGGAGACCAGAAGAAAAGCUUUGGAUAAAUUCCUAAAAAGAAUUACAGAUCAUCCUGUGCUCUCCUUCAAUGAGCACUUUAAUGUUUUCCUUACUGCUAAGGACCUGAAUGCCUACAAGAAGCAGGGGAUGGCAUUGCUGACCAGAGUGGGCGAGUCGGUCAAGCAUGUCACCGGCGGCUACAAGCUGAGGACUCGGCCUCUUGAAUUUGCAGCCAUAGGUGAAUACUUAGACACGUUUGCUCUCAAACUGGGGACCAUUGAUCGAAUAGCUCAGCGGAUCAUCAAAGAAGAAAUAGAGUACCUUGUAGAGCUGAGAGAGUACGGACCUGUGUACUCUACAUGGAGUGCAUUGGAGGGGGAGCUGGCUGAGCCCCUAGAAGGUGUGUCAGGUUGCAUUGGGAACUGCUCUACAGCCUUGGAAGAGCUGACGGAUGACAUGACCGAAGACUUUCUACCUGUGCUCAGGGAAUAUAUUUUAUACUCUGACUCCAUGAAGAGUGUACUGAAGAAGAGAGACCAAGUUCAAGCGGAGUACGAAGCCAAACUGGAAGCUGUGGCUCUGAGAAAGGAGGACCGCCCCAAGGUGCCAGCAGAUGUUGAGAAGUGUCAGGAUCGGGUGGAGUGUUUCAACGCUGAUCUGAAAGCUGACAUGGAGAGGUGGCAGAACAAUAAGAGGCAGGACUUCCGGCAGCUGCUCAUGGGGAUGGCCGACAAGAACAUCCAGUAUUAUGAGAAGUGCCUCACGGCGUGGGAGUCAAUUAUUCCACUACUGCAGGAGAAACAAGAGGCCAAGUAAGUUGCUUUUGGGAACAGAGACUUUCUACCUACACAGGGCAUGGCACCCCUUCCUGGAACGUCCCUGCAGUGCCGGAGAAGCAGCGCUGGGAAGAGCGCCGCUACAGAAGCGUCUCUCAAUUGUGUUGUUCCCUCCCCUCCGCUUCACCCCACCGUUGUUUUCAAUUAGUAUUUAUUCCUUGGGGGAUUCUGGGAGGCCAGAAUCAUCUCUCAGCUAACGUAGCACACCUCCGGGGCCUGAAGGAGCCUGCCCAGCUGAGCGCUGUGAAGAGCCACGGCUGAGGGUCGGGAACCCGCAGAAGAGCCCUGACAUUUCACGACAGUUUCCUCUCUGGGGGUUUCCUCACCUGUUGUAGGAGAGAACCCAUGUCCUGCUUUCUAAGGACUCAAGGAGGCAGAAAAAGAAGGCAGCGGUUGCCUUUUGUGGAGAGGCAGCGGCUCUGGAAUUGAGCUCUGUGGACAUGGAUCUGUCUCAGUCUAGAAGGAGGUGUGGGCGCCUCCGUGGAAAGUCCUUCAUGUACAGUGGCCUGUAGCUGUGAGUGUGGCCUGCUGCCUGCUUGUGACGAGUGAUACCUAUUUUAUUGUUUCUGUUUCACGUAGGGACAUUUGAAUCAGUGUCAAUGUGCAUCCGCGCCUGAGGGAGCAGCCCCGGUCCUUGUCCUCACGCUGAUGCCUUGGGGAACUGAGGGGCCUGCUCUCUGGACUGGCUUCUGACAUGAGAAUGCAAUAGAUGGGAAAAUUUUUGUGUAAAAUGAAAAAAAGGUGCAUCUUUCUCCAUGAAGGUCUUCAGUGUUUUUCUUUUGCUUGUUAAUUGUCAUCAGAGCAGGGAUUAGGUCCGUUAGGGAGUAUCUGUCAUCGUGAAGUCUGAGAAGCUCACUGCGGUUGCCGAGAUCAGUGGGCAUAUACCAAACCCCACCUCCAGUGUCUGCUUUGUGCAAUUUGCCUUUACCUCACCAAAAAGAGCUAGUUGGAUAUUUCCUACUGUGUCCACUGAAUGUUCGGGCAAGCUUUGGGUGAGCGGGCUGGUAUGUCGUGUUGUUAUAACUGUUACAGCUGAAAUCUGUAAACUCAUGUGAAUGUUCUACAUAAAGUGCUUUAACCCUUAACAUUUCCUGAUCAAGAAGAAAAGUCAGAACCUGGACAAGCCUCGAAGAUAACAAGUGUGACCGUGAACUCUUUGCUUCUAAGUUAAGCUAAAAUCUCCUCACCUGGUAGCCACGUUCUUGGGGACUGCUGGUUGUGUUUAAAGUCUUCAUUUCAAACUAUCACCAGGUUUACUUUUCAAAUCACAAAACAGUCAAUAAGGCUCUAUCUUCUCGCUCAUUUUUUCCCUCCUGAAAUGAAGCUACUCAAUUUCAUAUUUGCGUCCUUUAUUCUGCAGCUCAUCCCCAUAAAACUAAAAUCUGAGCCUAAUAAACAGUAGAGGUUCUUUGUUUUUAAUGAAACAGCUGUGGUGAGACACUGCUUCUGCAAGUUCACCUGCAAAUACUGGCCAAGACGCAUGUUGGAGUCACUUCAUCCCUCUCCUAACUGCAGGGUAGACCUUGCAUCAGCCACAGCUGUGGUUCUGUCGGUACAGCAGUUGAACAGCACAGACCAGUUCGGUUCUGUUUCAUCGAGUUUGACAACACCGCAGUUUAAAUGAUAAUUCUUACAUCAAUUGGUACUUGCCUGUACUGUCAAACCCUAUUUGUGCCAUUCCAAAAUCUUUUGAUGUGAAUUUUCAGUUCGGUACAAUUAGAAACAAUUCAUUGGAGCAGAAGGGUAAGAACAACCUGUCUACCCCCGAGUGGUGACUCAGCAUUUCACUCUACCUCUAAGCCGUGGUGCUGGUGUGGGGAUGGACACUAGGUCCGACUUGCCGCUGUGCUGGGAGGAUCAGAGUGUGUGUCUAAUAGUGAGCUCACAGUCCCAUGCUGCUCUUGGGCAGAAGAUACGAGACCAACCCAACAGCAAAUGCUCAUCUUUGGGGGACACGUGAAGCUUCCACCUGUGGAAGACGUGCUUUAAAAAUGUUGUCCAGGGUCCUGAAUGCUUGGAAUGAAUUGUGGAAAGAGUUAUAGGAAAUCACCUGCUAGUUGCCAAAGCCCCAAAGCAUUCCCAUGUAAUGGUUAGUUGGGAAAGAAGGAAGCAUUCCCCCCCCGACCCCCUCCCCCGCCAAAAAAAAAAAACAACAAUCACCAGGUUUCUCCUGAGGAGAUGGGGAGAGGGGCGUGGCUUGCACAGUCAUUCCCUGUCCUCAUGGGAGGGCAGAAAACUGGCUCUGAAGGGAUCCAGGGAUCCAAGGAUUCUGUCUUUCUCUAUUUGUUUGGUCCCCAUGUGAUGCCCUGUGCUUUAAAGAUACCAGAAAGAGCUGGAACAAGGUGCACUUUCUGUCUUCCAGGCGUGCUGUUGAUAGCAAAGCCAGGAAAACCAGUGUACUUUACCGACUUCCUUGGAGAAAUGGUCCUGGCAGAGAAGAGACUCUUGUCCCCUGCCUUCAGGCUGGCAUCCAAGGGAUGAGGAGGCUACCCCAAGGAAGGGGACAGUAGGUAGUCCCUUCCCACCCCCUGGCUUCCUUGGGCCUCUGAGCAUCAACAGCCCCAAGCAUUUGCCUCUUUCUCUGGAUCAAGUGCAGAAGAGACUUCCUAGAAGUGUCACUUGGAGACUUUGGUGCCAAAGACUACCUUGGAGAGGUUUCAUCACCUAAUCCUUCCUGGCUCCACAAAAUAGUGGCCCUGAGAUCACUGACUUCUAUCUUACAUUUAUUUUUCAUAAGGUUUUUCCUUGAAGGUACCCUUUACCUCAGGCAGACGGACAUAGACAGGUUUCAAAGCUUGAGCACAUGGCAGUGGGUGGCGAGUCCUCCGUAGCAAUUGCCCUGGGCCUGGGAAAUGAAACGUUUCAUUGACCUAGGUUAAGAAUCCAGGCUGAGUCAAGAGAGCGGAUUCUGAGAAACUGAGCAGAUUUUAGAGAUGUAAAUGAUGUUUGUGAUUUGUAGCAAGUAUGGACAUUACUCUUCCUUAUUUAUGCCGUAGAUCCCCAAGAAUAUUCUAGGCUAUUCUGCUCCAAAGCAAGGAAUCACUGCCCCUUAACUGAGGAGGAAGGCUCUACCCAUCCAGGUUUGGGGCUGGGUCUUAUCCUUUAAUGAGGCUUUAUAAUGAUUCCUGGUGAGCUUAACGUGUGACCGUGGAGGUAAGUAGCUCUGUGUUUCAGCAGGACAUUCAUUCAACUGACCAGACACCUUUCUUUCACUGAAAUAACAGACCAGCAUGACACUAGGUAUCGUGGUGAAUAUAGAAUAGGUCUGUUUUGAUGCCCAAUUUCAGCCCUACCCGGAGAAGCAUAUCCCAGUAAGAUGAUGUUGAGUUGAAUGUGUUUCCUCCCAUUGUGAAAUUUAGUGCAUACCUGCUGCUCUCUGCUCAUGAGGCCAUCUUUUGUAAUCCAAAGAUGGGACCUUCUGCUUUAGAAGAGGGAAUGAUGACAAUGUGGUAGUCAGCAAGUGGAGUUUCUCUCCUGGGGUGUCGCCCAAGGAGCAUCCAGAGUCUGUGUGACUUGGCACUAUGCUCUAUCCUGAGCCUGGGAGAGAGGAGGGGCAGACGUCAGGGGUGGCCUCCGAGGGCUGCGCUGGCCUCUUCAGUGCUGGUGUCCAGGUGGGCAUGAGCUGGGCUUUGCCCCGGCUCGUUGGUGUUGCUGGCUGCUCCACGGGGCGGCUCCUCUCCGAUGGGCUGCCUGUGGUCAGGGCAGGACACACCUGUGUGGACCCCACCUUCCCAGAUGCCUACUCUAAGGGCCUGUGGAAACAGGGUCAUCACUUAUAUGGCCGGGGUAGCACUGCUCUGGCCACUCUCAUUUACAAAAUCAUGAUGUGAAUUUGGAUAUGCUGCUCACUCAGAAUGGCAAGAGAUUGGGCGUACUGUCUCAUUUCUUAUGUCUUCUCUGUUCGGGUAGCAGCUGGGUGGCAUUUUUCAGUCAAUUUGCGGGAGAUGUUCUCUCCUGGGCCAGCCUUACAGAUUGAGUUGAGUAUGUUGAAGUUGUUCUCUUUGUGGUUUUUUAAUUCAGUAAGUUCAUCAGGAACUCAAUUUUUCACCAACCACCCUAUAGGUUGUCGGGUUUUUUUUUUCUUGUUUUGAGUUUAUCUGGUCACCCUAUAGUUACUUGGUGUGUCAGGGGCUGUCUGUGUUAGACAGGUGGGUGGUGGCUUUGUUGCUGGGGGAUUGACUGUUCUUUCUUAAUCACUGGUGUGUGAAGUGUAACCUGGGUAUGACCGUCUUUCUAAACCUUUUUAUGGGGCAGAAAAAUAAAUUAUCCAGGUAGUUUUUGCUACUAUAGCCAGUAUGUAAAUAAGUGCUUUGAAAAAAAUCACUUUAACAAACCGAUAAGAAAUUUGUCUCGUACAUAAACAUUCUGUAUAUUUAGCACUUAAAAAUCAACAAAUCCAGUAUUUUAAGGAUGCCACAGACUGUUACCUGUCCAGCCCUGCUUUUUGAGAAUUUGUCCACACUUACUAAUAUGCCUUAUUCUUUAGUGUUUUUAAAAUUCUGGGUAGAAAGAAUUUUAGAGAUAUAAUCAGUUGUUUAGUUUAAACAAUAGAUACCCAACAUAGUCCUCAGUCCUCUUAAGCAAGAAAGUGAAGGUCAUCACGAGGGUUGCCUUCUGGGAGGAGAAAACUAAGUAUUGCUACUGCCAAAUGAUAUUUUUGAUAAUGUAAGAAAACACAGGGACCAUAGAACUACUUUUUUUAAGUGUGAAAGAUUAAUUUCAUGCCUGUUGGCAUACUUUCGAUUUUAGAGUAUACAGUAUCAGCAUGGACAAAUCAUAUAGCUACAAGGUACUCUAUAGAUUAUGACAAUAUUAAAGGUUGACCUUGAUCCUGUAGAACAACUUUUUAAGAUGCUGUGGGGACCUCAGAGCAGCAUGUUUCAGGUAGAAAUUCUCCACAGGUUGAAAUGCCAAAAACAUAUAAAACCCAUUAUGUUGACUCACGUCCAUUUUAGCAGAGCUGUUACUAUUAAAACCAGUGAUGAAGAGUAUUGUUUGUGUACCUCUCCCCGAAGCCCUACCCCCUCACCAGGUGAGUCUGGGCCCUCUGUGAGCUGGGUCACAGCAGGUGACUCCUGUCACAUCCCUGUUGGACAGGCUCGUUCACAGUCUUACGCCAACCCUUCAUUCAGAAAUGAUACUGGAAGGAGGAAGUGGGAAGGGCUUCGUAUGCAAAUGAGGAGAGAGGAAAAUAGACUCAAAAAUGUGAAAUCAGUAUGGCAAAGCACUGGCUCUGUCAUCUGGGCCUUCAUUGAAUAACAAACCAGCAUCUCUUAACAGUCAGCACUGUUCAUGUGGACACCCCUGAGGUUUUGGUUCUGUCCAGUCAAUUCCCUGUCCCUUGUACUUCUGUGUGCCUGUCCCCGUCCCCUCUGAGUUGGGAAUGCGUCGGGAGAUGACAUCCAUCUGAUACAUUCCCAUACGAGACACUGCCAGCAGACUUUCUAACUUGCAUUUUAAUUGUUAAAGAUGAGAUUUUAAAAACCUUUUGGUUAGAAUAUGUCCAAAUUACAGACUGUAUUUCUUAUUUUUAGAAAUCAUUCCUUAUGUUUUAAGAUUAAAAGGAAAACAAAAUCCACCUUCUGAGAUAUCGAUAGUCCUAUGUGUAAAUGUUAUCUUCUCUCUUCGCUGCCAUUAAGCCAAAAUAAAAGCUGUGAAAAAAAAGUACUCGAGGAAAUAUGUGUUGAUAAGUGAUUUACCUUUGUUUCAUGAAGCUACCAACCUUUACACAGAACACGCCUUUUUGUCUUUGUUACGAAACCUAGAGAUUGUAAAAUGGGGGUGGUGGUGUUUUUGUUGAACUUUUGAUGCUGGCACAAUGCUUUUGUCCACUUUUUUUUUUUGUCAUAUUUUGGUGUAUAAAAAAUUCUGUUGUUUACUAUGGAUUACUCUUACAUUUUGAGGUGAACAAAAGAAUUUGUAUUGCUUGAUAAACUAUUAGCUUGUAAAAUUUUAAAAAGUUUCUUUACCUCAAUUAACUUAAUGGACCAAUAAAACUAUAAAAGAUGC
Molecule: messenger RNA, 7680 nt
Organism: Nycticebus coucang (slow loris)
Lineage: Eukaryota; Metazoa; Chordata; Mammalia; Primates; Lorisidae
Gene: SNX30
Product: sorting nexin family member 30
Exons: 9
Coding region: 338-1651 (437 amino acids)
Cellular component (GO): cytoplasm
Molecular function (GO): phosphatidylinositol binding; protein binding
Source: RefSeq, a predicted model, not a curated record